Messenger RNA from Harmonia axyridis, 4893 nucleotides. RefSeq lists its product as uncharacterized. NCBI's taxonomy places the organism in Eukaryota, Metazoa, Arthropoda, Insecta, Coleoptera, Coccinellidae. The transcript has a single exon. The coding region runs from base 1 to 4893 and encodes 1630 amino acids. Gene Ontology annotation, molecular function: nucleic acid binding. Gene Ontology annotation, biological process: DNA integration. The record is from RefSeq and is a predicted model, not a curated record.
AUGAAAUUGUCUAAGCCCGCAACAUCGACCGCCAGUGUCGUAUCAAAUCAUCCUAUGACAAAUAUAAAGCUACCUGACAUUAAAUUGAUAGAAUUUAACGGUAGUUAUGACAAGUGGACUCAAUUCCAAGAAACCUUUGAUGCUCUUAUCAAUCAAAACAAAAUGCUCACCGAUAUUCAAAGGUUUUUCUAUCUACAAGGUUCUCUUAAGGGUGAAGCUGCUCAAAUAAUUGCUUCAUUAAAUGCAACCGAGGCCAACUAUAAAAUCGCUUGGGACUUACUUCGGGAACGCUAUCAAAAUAGGAAAGCUAUUAUUAAUUCGCACAUGAAGGCAAUUUUUGACUUGCCGAAUAUUCCUAGAGAAUCACACUCGCUCUUGAGAAAAUUCUUAGAUGAAUUCCAGAAACAUUUUAGAUCCUUGAAAAGCUUAGGUGAAAAUGUUGAUGAAUGGCAUACCAUAUUAAUAUUUCUACUUAGCUCCAAAUUAGAUUCGUCAACCAGAAAGGAAUGGGAAAUCUUCAUUAAUGACAAUAAUACUCCAAAAAUUGAAAAUUUCUUAUCAUUUCUCGCUCAACGCUGUUCUCUCUUAGAAUCUUUGGACACCAAAGCCUAUACAUCUGACCCAAAUAAUAUAUUUAACAAGAAAUCAAGAGAAAUUCGUUCUUACUCUCAUUUAUCUACAAAAAAUAAUCUAUGCCCUUUAUGCAACCAAUCCCAUUUCAUUUAUUCAUGUAAAGAAUUUCUAGACAUUCCCAUAGAAAAAAGAUUUGCUGAGAUUAAGCGUCUUAGGUUGUGCUCGAAUUGUUUAAGACCUGGACAUUCAAAUUAUUCCUGCAGAUCAAAAUAUUCCUGUCGGUUUUGCCGGAAAAAACAUCACACUCUACUUCAUGAUAACUCGAAUGAUACCAGCAAAACUCGAAUCCAUAAUCAACCCUCCAGCAAUCAGUCUCAUACUCAUCAAGAGUCCAAUUUACCCACGGAGAAUAUUUCCGAAAAUUUGCAUACUCAUUCAGUGGCAUCUCAAGUAAGUCACUGUACUUACACAAUUCUCUCCACUGCAAUUCUCAAUAUUUUAGACAGAAACGGAAAAACAAUUAAAUGCCGAGCUUUACUCGACAGUGGCUCGCAAUCAAACUUCAUUACCAAAAAAUUAUUCGAUAAGCUGAAUUUAGGAUAUACCUCUGUAAACAUACCGAUUUCCGGUUUGAGUCAAAAUCUCAUAAACAUUUCCAAACGAGCCACAAUCCAAUCCCAAUCUAUAUGUAACAAUUACACUUUCAAAUUGCCUUAUCUCAUAAUUGAUAAAAUCACCGGCCUUACACCUCAACAGAAAAUACCUCUAAGCCAUUUCAAAUUUCCAGGCAAUAUCUGUCUUGCCGACCCAACAUUUCAUAUACCUUCUGAUAUUGACAUGCUCCUAGGUGCUGGCAUAUUCUUUGAUCUACUUUCUAGUGGACAAAUCAAAUUGGGUAAAGGGCUACCCAUACUUCAGGAAACAAAGCUAGGCUGGAUAAUAUCCGGACCUUUGUCCAUCCUUCCACCCGCUUCCACGAACUCUUCUUUUCUAUCAACGUCAAAGAAUAUACAGUUACAAGAUUUUUGGCAGAUCGAGGAAAACUUUGCAGGUCAACAAUUCAGUACCAAAGAAGAAGCUGAGUGUGAAUCUCAUUUCUCUGAAACCUUCACAAGAGACAAUACCGGAAGAUUCACAGUUAGUUUACCCUUAAAGGAAAAUUACCCCAAAUUAGGUGACUCUGAAGAAACAGCCAUCAACAGAUUCCACGCGAUCGAAAGAAAACUCGAUAAAAACCCUGAACUCAAGGCACAAUAUUCUGAAUUUAUUGCUCAAUAUCAAAAUUUAGGUCAUAUGACUAAAAUUAAUCGCAAUCAUCAAAGUCAAUAUCCUAUUUAUUAUCUGCCACAUCAUUCAGUAAUGAAACAUGAUAGCACAACAACGAAGCUUAGAGUAGUUUUUGAUGCUUCUGCAAGAACCACUUCAGGCAUCUCGUUAAAUGAUGUUCUUAAAGUUGGCCCAACGAUUCAAAAUGAUCUCUUCACCAUAAUAUUGCGUUUUAGACAACACAAUUUUGUAUUAAUUGGCGACAUUAGUAUGAUGUAUCGCCAGGUCAAUAUUAAUCCUGAGCAACGUAGUCUCCAACGAAUAUUAUGGCGGGAUCAUCCCAAUCAAGAGCUAUCACAUUACGAGCUAAAUACAGUUACCUAUGGAACUGCUUCCGCAAGUUUCCUUUCUACACGUUGUCUCAAACAGAUCGCCCUAGAAAAUCAAAUCACAUUUCCUGUUGAAUCAAACAUUAUCUCAAAUGAUUUUUAUGUUGAUGAUCUCCUUACAGGCGCCGAAACAACAGAAAAUCUAAUUCUGAUACGAAAAAAUUUAGUCAACAUGCUUAAGGGCGCAGGUUUUGAAUUGCGAAAGUUCAGUUCCAACGAACCAACUAUCCUUACUGAUCUUUGUGGGCCAGAAGGAAAUUCCAUCAAACAUCUCGUUAACGAAUCGCAAAGUACGAAAACUUUGGGAAUUUCUUGGAACUCCACAUCAGACUGCUUCAUCUAUAACUCACAAUUGUCCCUUGAUUAUCCGAAUCCAGUUACGAAGAGGAACAUCUUGUCAACCAUUUCUCAAAUCUUUGACCCUCUAGGUCUCCUUGGUCCUGUCAUAGUUCAAGCAAAAAUUUUACUCCAGCAGCUAUGGCUGGCCAAUCUCAAUUGGGAUGAUCCUAUUCCAACUAAUCUUUACAAGGCUUGGAUUCACUUUUGUAAACAACUCCAAAGAGCCAAAAUUCUGGAGAUCCCCCGUCAUGUCAUUCAAGGAGAACCGAUUAGUGUACAAAUACACGGAUUUUGUGAUGCAUCUAUUCAGGCAUAUGGCGCAUGCAUAUAUUUGAGAUCGCAAAAUCGCAAUGGUCAUAUACAAACCAAUCUAUUAUGUGCGAAAUCACGCGUUGCCCCUCUCAAGACCAUUUCCCUUCCUAGACUAGAGUUGUCAGGUGCCUUACUAGUAUCAAAGCUAGUAAAAAAGGUGAUCCAGUCCAUGAACCUCAACUUUGAGUCAGUUUACUAUUGGACUGAUUCAACCAUUGUCUUAGCAUGGUUGAGUGCCGAACCUCGUACAUGGAAAACUUUUGUGAGCAAUAGAAUUUCUGAAAUCCAAGGUCUAUCUGACACCAAUAACUGGAAUCAUGUACCUUCAAAGGAAAAUCCUGCUGAUAUUAUUUCUAGAGGGAUCAAUCCUACCGAUCUUGAAGGUGCUGAUUUGUGGUGGCAUGGGCCACAUUUUCUAUCUAAAUCUUCAGAUAAUUGGCCACAAGAACGUCACAUUUCGAACUAUUCGCGUACAGCUUCAACACUUGACGAAUAUAAUCAAAACAACACUUUCAUGCUAAUGUCAGGUGACAAUUUCAUUUUCGAAAGAUUCUCAAACUAUUCUAAGAUGAUACGUGUCAUAACUUAUUGUUUGAGAUUCGCUAAAAAAUCAAGAGGAAAACAAGAUACUGAAAUAAAGUCACUAAAAAUAAAUCCCUUUGAGUGGCAAAACACGGAAAAUUUGCUGCUCAAACUCGUUCAAGCCCAGUGUUUCACCGAUGAUUUGAAAGAUUUAACAUCUACGAAAUCGGUCAAGUUUUCCAGUUGUCUGAAAUCUUUAAACCCCUUUUUAGACACUAAUGGCAUAAUCCGAGUGGGAGGCAGAUUGGAACAUGCAAAUGUUAGUCCCGAUACUAAGCAUCCUAUUCUCAUUCCGAAAAAACACCCCUUUACAGCGAUGCUAGUGCGGCAUGUUCAUGAAAUUAAUUUUCAUUCUGGCUGUCAGGCAACCCUUUCCUUUAUAAGAAGGAGGUUCUGGCCAUUAAAUGGUCGCGAUGCGGUACGUAAUAUACUCCGUCAAUGCAUACCAUGUUUCAGAGCCAACCCACCAAUACCUUCGAAUCAAAUGGGCAACCUUCCUGCUCCACGCGUAACCCCUUCUCGCGUUUUCUCUAAUUGUGGUCUUGACUAUGCUGGACCAUUUCUUUUGAAAGAUGGAAAAUAUAGAAAUCGGAAAAUCCUAAAAUGUUACGUAUGUAUAUUCGUGUGCCUGUCUACAAAGGCGGCUCAUAUUGAACUCGUGAGUGAACUAACGACUGAAGCGUUUAUAGCAGCAUUCAAGCGAUUUGUAUCUAGGCGAGGAAUGUGUACGAAUAUUUAUUCAGAUAAUGGAUCCAACUUCAUUGGAGCCAGAAAUCAAUUCAAGGAAAUAUACGAAAUUCUAUCCAGUAAGCCAAUACAAAGGCAUUUUGAAAAUACUCAAAUGCAGUGGCAUUUUAUACCUGCUCGUUCAGCCCACUUUGGAGGGCUUUGGGAGGCCGCUGUGAAAUCGGUAAAGCAUCACCUCAAACGUAUUUUAUCCACCGAUCGUUAUACUUAUGAAGAGUUUAUGACUAUACUAACUCAAAUAGAAGCUACUCUAAACUCGCGUCCUCUCGUUCCCUUAUCCUCUGACCCCAAUGACCUCGAGGCGAUCACUCCAGGACACUUCAUCAUCGGAGAACCAUUGAAUGCCGCUCCUCAACUCAACGUCGAUGACUCUAAGUUUCAUCACUCCAAAAGAUUACAGCACUUGCAAAAACUCGUACAAAGUUUUUGGACCAGAUGGAGGAAUGAUUACCUACAUAAUCUCCAUCAAAGAAACAAGUGGCAAUUCAAGAAAGAAGUCAAGGAGCUGAUAGGCAGACUCGUACUCCUCCGUGAUGAAAAUUCCUUACCUCAGCAGUGGGCCUUGGGAAGAAUCACCUCUGUACAUCCCGGAACAGACAAUAUUGUUCGUGUUGUUAGUGUCCGUACCAAGAACGGAAUUGUGAAAAGGGCAAUUUGCAAAAUAAGCAUCUUGCCAGUGAAUUGA